CCUCUCCCAACCUGGGCACCUCCUGUCCUGACCCCCUCUCUGUUCUCCCUGAGGAAAUAAGAGUGUUCAUGGAGAGAGGACCAGCCACUAUCUCUGCUGAAGACCAUAGGGUACCAUGCCAUUGCCAAACUACGCUCCAAGCAGUAACGAAAGCAUGCCUGUACCAAAGAAAGCAGGAAGAAAAUCCCAGGCCGCUCCUGCAGAGGCGCCGCCGGUGUACGAGCCCAAUAUUCAUGAUCCCACCACCAGGGCUGACCACAUGAAAUACUGGAUCCCCCUCUCCCUGGAUGACAAAACGGCCCAGAAGCUGCUGUGGAUAUCCGAGAGCAACCUCAAGGUGUCGCGUAUGUCAGAGGAGGUGUGUCCAUACCCCAUGAGACCGGAGAGAUUUGAGCAUUCACCACAGGUGCUGUGUAAGGAAGGGCUGUUGGGGCAGAGAGGGUACUGGGAGGUGGACUAUGACGGCUGGGUGGUGAUUGGGGCAGUGUACGAGAGCAUGGGCCGGAAGGACGGGCCAUGUGGGCUGGGGGAGAAUGAGAGCUCAUGGGGUGCGGGCUGGGCUGGCUCCUGCUACCACGUCUGGCACAAUGGUGAGAAUGUGGAGGUCGAGCUCCCUUUGUGCAACACCAUGAGCAUAUACCUGGACCAGCCCGCUGGCAUCAUCAAGUUCUUCAUUGUGGAAGGAGAAGGGGAGGCGGAGAAGGAGGUGCGACUGAUACACAAGUUCAAAACUAACCUCAAAGAGAAGAUUCUGCCUUGUUUCUGGGUUGGCAGUAAAUCCUUCUGUUGGAUCCGGAAGAAAGAGGGACAGUAACAGGAAGGGUGUAGGAAAGGAGAGAUGGAGAGAUUGAGAGGGGGAUGGAAUAACAGGUCAGGGAAGGAGUAAGAGAGGGAGGUACAGUGGGGAAAAAAAUGUAUUUAGUCAGCCACCAAUUGUGCAAGUUCUCCCACUUAAA
Messenger RNA from Coregonus clupeaformis (lake whitefish), 956 nucleotides. RefSeq lists its product as uncharacterized. Lineage: Eukaryota; Metazoa; Chordata; Actinopteri; Salmoniformes; Salmonidae. The transcript has 5 exons. The record is from RefSeq and is a predicted model, not a curated record. Gene Ontology annotation, molecular function: protein binding. Bases 116 to 814 code for a protein of 232 amino acids.